Messenger RNA from Aspergillus puulaauensis, 3156 nucleotides. RefSeq names its product putative NRPS-like enzyme. Gene Ontology annotation, molecular function: phosphopantetheine binding. The record is from RefSeq and is a predicted model, not a curated record. The transcript has 3 exons. NCBI's taxonomy places the organism in Eukaryota, Fungi, Ascomycota, Eurotiomycetes, Eurotiales, Aspergillaceae. Bases 1 to 3156 code for a protein of 1051 amino acids.
AUGUUGUCUACACUUCUCCCCCACGCACCAACAACCCACAUCGACAAACUCCCGCACGACAAAGAGGAAUUACCAGCACCACAGUCUGAGCCUCUGACAGUCGAUGCACUCGUGCGUCACCGCGCAUCGCUAGGCUCAUCACAGCCUGCCGUUUACUACCCACGCACUGGUAUCGAAUAUUCGAAAUUCCCACUACACCAACUCGAUGUCUACGCCUUUCGCGUUGCGAAGAUACUAGCAGAGGUGAUUCCACCUCGGAAGACCUCUUCUGAGACGCCUACAGUUGUCGGACUGUUAGGACCUUCCGACCUGAAUUAUCUCGUUUUACUUCUUGCCUUGACCAAGCUUGGUCAUACCGGCUUGUUCCUCUCCACCAGGAUAUCUGUCGAGGCACAUGUGUCUUUGGUUGAAAGGACCAACGCACAGCAUAUCUUUGUGCACAGUUCUCUGAGAGAUACGGCAAGCAAAGUCCAGGGGCGAGUUCCUAAUCUCCAAAUCCACGACAUACCGAGCGAAAGAAACUACGAUUAUCCAGUUCCAGAUGAUCCCAUCGACACAAACCUACUCCUUCAUCUUGACCCCGAGGUUGAGAAAACACAUGUAGCAUGGAUUAUCCACUCAAGCGGAUCAACGGGACUUCCUAAGCCUAUUUUUCAGACACACCGAGCAGCCAUAAAAAACUAUGCCGGGAAUAUGAACAUGCGGGGUUUCAUCACCCUGCCCUUAUACCACAGCCAUGGCAUCUGUUGUACGUUUCGGACGAUUUAUUCGUGCAAGACUCUUCACCUGUACAACCCUGAUCUACCUCUUACCAGCCAAUACUUGGUCAAAAUUAUGCAGUCACACGAUUUAGAGAUUUUCUAUGGUGUCCCUUAUGCACUCAAGUUGCUUGCCGAAUCAAAGGAAGGAAUUGCGGCACUUGCGAAUCUCAAGGCCGUUAUGUUCGGCGGAUCGUCUUGUCCAGACUCGCUAGGGAAUUUAUUAGUCGAAAAUGGGGUUUACCUCAUCAGUCAUUACGGAUCGACUGAAACGGGCCAAUUGAUGACAUCUUUGCGGCCUCAAGAGGAUAAAAGAUGGGAUUGGCUGCGGCCAUCCGAAACUGUCAAGAAGUUCCUCAGAAUGGAAGAGCGGUUUCCGGGAGUUUAUGAGUCUGUUGUCCUUGAUGGCUGGCCAUCAAAGGUCAUGACAAACCGACCAGAUGGUGCUUACGCCACCAAAGACUUGUUCUUGAAACACCCCGAGAUGGAAGCCUACAAGUACUACUCACGACUAGACGACACGAUUACUCUUGUCAAUGGCGAGAAAGUAAUCCCGCUUGACUUGGAGGGACGAGUCAGACAACUCAGCGUUGUUGCAGACGCUCUCGUUUUCGGUGUAGCCAAAUCGAGCAUUGGAUUGGCAGUUAUCCGUGGCCCAGACGCAGCGUCAAUGACUGACGACCAGGUCAUUGAUGCCAUCUGGCCUGCUGUCGAAGAAGCGCACAAGUCAUUGCCAGCAUAUGGCCAGUUAUCCAAAAGCAUGGUCCGAGUCCUCCCCGCCAAUACCCCCUAUGCUCGCACCGACAAGGGUACCGUCAUCCGCCAGGCUUUCUACCGCGAUUUCAGCGACUUGAUUGAGGCAUGUUACGAAGCUGAAGAUGCGAUGACGGGGACUCUCCUCCUAUCCGAUGAGGAACUGAAGGCGUUCCUUCGAAAGGAGCUUCCCGACAUUGUACCAACCAGAGACCCAGGUGAUUUCACUGAUGAUGCUGAUUUCUUCUCCCUCGGAAUGGAUUCCUUACAAGCGACUCAGUUGCGAUCAUUGCUUGUUAAGUCAAUCGAUACAAAGGGUCAUAAGUUAGGGCUAAAUGUUGCAUUUGAGCAUCCGUCGAUUAGGUCUCUGGCUGGUUAUUUACAUUCGCUCAGCUCGGGUACGUCACAGGCUGAGGUAUCCAUUGAGGAGCAGAUUGAGGCUUUGAUUUCAAAGUAUGGCGAUUUUGACAAACAUGUCCCCCGCCCGAAUGGGCUAAGCGGGAGAUACAUUGUUGUUACUGGAGCUACAGGAUCCCUAGGCGCUCAUGUUGUCGCCAAAUUAACAGCUCUUCCUGACGUUCAGAAAGUUUACUGCUUUGUCCGUGCAGGCUCUCCGAUUGAUGCCUACGGCCGCCUGCUUAGUUCAUUGCGCGCCAGGAGGGUUUAUGAUACACUGUCUACCUCAGCUAAGAAGAAGCUGGUUGCUCUCCCAUCAGAUCUUUCAGAGCCAGAGUUGGGACUUGAAUCCAGUACAUAUAACACCUUAACAUCAGAACUUACGGAUGUCAUCCACUGCGCCUGGUCUGUCAACUUCAACAUCCAUCUAAGCAGUUUCGAAAAAGACAACAUCGCCGGUCUGAAGAACCUCGCAAACCUAUGUCUCAAAGCCCAAAGGCCAGCACCGGCUACAUUAAAUUUCUGCUCAUCCAUCAGCGCCGUCGCACGAACCGCCGAACCCUCAGUCCCCGAAGCCCUCCCUUCGAAACUCGAAUACGUUCAACCCAUGGGCUACGCCCAGUCUAAACUCGUCGCCGAACACCUCUGCAUCAAAGCCGCGCAGCAAACGGGGAUCCAAUCCCGUGUCCUCCGAAUCGGUCAGGUCAUCGGCGACACAGCCCACGGCAUCUGGAACACAACCGAAGCCAUCCCGCUCAUGAUCCAGGCUGCCACUACCAUCGGGGCUCUCCCGAAACUGGACGAAUACCACCGCUGGCUUCCUGUGAAUGCCGUCGCGGGGAUUAUCGCAGAUAUCUCGCUUUCUGCAGAUACUUUCAAAUAUGAUGCAGGUGCCACGGAGACCCAGCCAAUUUUCAACAUCAUUAACUCCAACCCCUUCCAUUGGACGAGGGAACUCCUUCCCUACCUCCACGCCUCCGGUUUAGAGUUCGAGGAAAUUGAGCAGCGCGCCUGGAUAAAGCGGUUGAGGGAAUCGGACCCAGACCCUAUUGCUAACCCGCCCAUUAAAUUGGUUGAUUUCUUUGCGUCAAAGUAUGAUAAUGAUGUCCCCAAGCGGGCCAUCGGCUGGGUGACUGAGAAGACGGCCAGAGCUUCCGGAACGUUUGUUGCUGAGGCGAAGAAAUUGGAUCUGGAGAUGGUGGAAAAGAUGAUCAAGUAUUUCAAGGGCCCUGAGGGAUGGGGGAAAUAA